CCCUGCCUCCGGUCGCUAAUCAUCAUGGUUGUCGUGGGCAAGCAACGCGAGGAGGAUUUCGGCGAGCCAGUCCUGGCCAAUUUGCUGGCAUCCGAUCGGACCCCGUGGUAUAAGAAACAUAAUUUGCGAAACCUUUACUUCGUUUUGUUCCCUGCCUGUAUGGGGAUUGAGAUCACGUCAGGCUUUGACUCUCAGAUCAUCAACACGGUGCAGAUUGCAGACUUUGGUCACCCUACCGGCGAAUUUGAGGAUGGACGAGAAGUGUAUGAGAUUGAGCCGAACAUCAAGGGGUUCCUGGCAGCGGCAUAUUCUCUGGGUGCUAUCAUCUCGCUGCCGUUUAUCCCGUUUGUGAACAAAUUUCUGGGACGACGGUGGACCAUCAUGUUUGGCUCGUGCAUCAGUCUGGUGGGCGCUCUGAUCCAGGGUUUCUCUAACGGAAUAGUUGGAAUGUACAUUGUAGCACGAAUCCUGCUGGGGUUCGGCAUCCCCUUCUGCAUUGUCGCCGGGUCCUCGCUGAUCGGAGAGCUGGGUUAUCCCAAGGAGCGACCCAUCCUGACCUCGCUGUUCAACUCAUCCUACUUCAUCGGUCAGAUCACCGCUGCUGCCGUGGGUUUGGGCACAGUCACCAUUCCUUCUGACUGGGCGUGGCGGAUCCCAUCGCUCCUGCAGAUUGCACCGGCCAUGGUCCAGGUCUGCACCGUUCUAUUCCUCCCCGAGAGCCCCCGAUACUUGAUUAGUAAAGACCGACGAGAGGAGGCGUUCGAUAUUCUUGUUAAAUACCACGCUGAAGGGGAUCGCAACUCGGUGAUCGUGAGAACAGAGAUUGCCCAGAUCGAGCGCACAAUUAAGAUGGAACUGGAGGAUGCCAAGCAGAACUGGUGGGACAUGUUCAAAACGUCUGGUAUGCGGCGUCGUCUGCUCAUCUCUGCAUUCCUCGGACUGUUCACGCAGUGGUCGGGAAACACCCUGAUCUCGUACUAUCUGAGUGACCUGCUGAACAUGGUGGAUAUUACCGACAGUGUUGUCAAGUCUAAGAUCAACAUCGGGAUUGCCUGCUGGGGGCUUGUUUGCGGCACGACGCUGGCACUGACGGUCCCACGGUUCAAGCGACGAACAAUGUACCUCACCUGUGCUUCGUCCUUGCUCUGUGUAUACAUCGCGUGGACGAUCUCCAUGGAAAGAUUCAUGAGCACACAGGCCAAAUCCGCAGCGAUCUUGACCAUUUUCUUUAUCUUCGCAUACUCGCCUGCGUACAACCUGGGCUAUAAUGCUCUGACUUACACGUAUCUGAUUGAGAUCUUCCCCUACACUGGUCGCUCGCAAGGUCUCUCCUGGUUCCAGUUCUACGGACGUGGUGCGGGAUUCUUCGCGACCUACGUCAAUCCCGUCGGUCUGUCUCGGAUUGCCUGGAAAUGGCUCAUUGUGUACUGCUGUUGGUUGGGCUUUGAGCUUGUUUUUAUAUAUUUCUUCUUUCCAGAGACCUCGGGACGUACGUUGGAGGAGCUGUCAUUCAUGUUCGAGGGCAAGGAGAAAGCCAACGAGGUCGCCGCCGCUGGUUAUCAGCAGAAGGAUGAUGAAUUUGAAAGAAAGGAAAGCACUGCUCAUGUGGAGAUUCGAGAGGACACGAAGCAUUCUGUCUAAUAAUGCAGCGUGGGUCAAUAGUCGGUGUUUAUGGCUGCACUGAUUCCUUUGAGAUUGAUAUUUCCAAACGAUUUAUGAUCACCAUUUGUUUUGCCUUCGCUUCCAAGCUCUUCCGAUAAAUAUGUAUGUGGCUGAUGUGGUGUUGCGAAAGCCCAACGAGUGCGGGUAGUCGAGCACGCGAUUUAACGCACAUGGGAAGACCAAGCCCUCUCAUGGAAGGUGCUAAAGGCCAGCAGCUAUAAUGAUGUCUGACGGAAGAUUCAGGGUUGGUGGAAGUUCU
Molecule: messenger RNA, 1921 nt
Organism: Aspergillus steynii IBT 23096
Lineage: Eukaryota; Fungi; Ascomycota; Eurotiomycetes; Eurotiales; Aspergillaceae
Product: putative MFS sugar transporter
Exons: 7
Coding region: 25-1641 (538 amino acids)
Biological process (GO): carbohydrate transport; transmembrane transport
Cellular component (GO): membrane
Molecular function (GO): carbohydrate:proton symporter activity
Source: RefSeq, a predicted model, not a curated record